ACUACUCCUCCGCACGAAAAAAGUAGUUCGGUAAACACUCUUCAUAUUUACUCGCAGCACCAUUCUGAUACUGAAGUAUUCCGUGCAGUUCAGUGAAACAACGUCGGUGCUCUUGCAAUUUGGAAGAAAAGCCACGGCAGAGCCCCCCGAGGCGAAAAUCCCGCCUGUCCGCGGCGGAGGAGCACGACGAGCCGGAGAGGCCGUUCGUGGCGACGCCCGCGACCGCAGAGGCAGCAUGAAGCGCGGCGCCGAUAGGGACUUGUCUCCCUCCAGUAAGAGGUCGAGGUCGAGUGUGGGGCGCUAUGAGGACAGCAGUGAGGACGAGGGGCGCCGCAGCAGCCGCGGAGGGAGCCCCCCGGGGCGGCGCUACCCCCCGCCCGAGCCCCUGCACCGCUCGGAGCGCGACGACUUCGCGAGGGCGCCGCCCCGGCCGCCCGCCUACAAGAUGCUGUGCGUGUCCAACCUGCACUCCAAGGCCAGUGACGAGAUGGUGCGCGAGGCGCUGUACCGCGAGUUCAAGCGCUUCGGCGACGUGAGCGUGAAGGUGUCGCAGGGCGCGGACGAGCGCCUGGCCUACGUGUACUUCCGCAGCGCCGACGAGGCCAGGGAGGCCAAGCACAGCAAGCCGCGCAUCCUGUUCUACGACCGCCCGGUGCUGGUGGAGCCCAUGUACGAGGCGGCGCGGGACUACGCCCUCCCGCGCGCCCGCUCCAGGACGCCGCCCGACUACGAGCGGGGCUACAGGCCGCGCAGCCCUCCGGGGCCCGACCUGGACGACAGGUACGAGGCGCGCUUCGACCGCCGCAGGCCGCCGCCGCCGCCCCACGGCGAGUACUACGCCGAGGGGCCGCCCCUCAGGCAGGACGAGUACAGCUACCGGCAGCACCGGGGGCGCGGCGGGCCCCACGGCCACUACGGGCCGCCCCUCAGGGGGGGCUUCAAGCACAGCUUUGGGGGCAGGGGCGGCGGGGGCGGGGGCGGCGGCGGCGGCGGGGGGGGCGGGGGCGGCGGCGGCAUGCUCGACAGCAAACGCGACAAGUUCCCGAACUACCUGCAUCACGUGCCGCCCGAGGAGGACCCGCUGGCGACGCGCACGCUGUUCGCGGGCAACCUGGAGAUCAACAUCAGCGAGGAGGAGCUGCGGCGCAUCUUCGGCAGGUACGGCGUCGUGGACGACAUCGACAUCAAGCGGCCGCCGCCGGGCACGGGCAACGCCUACGCCUUCGUCAGGUACCAGAAUCUGGACAUGGCGCACCGUGCCAAGAUAGAGCUGUCGGGGCAGUACAUAGGCAAGUUUCAGUGUAAGAUUGGGUACGGGAAGGUGAUGCCCACGACCAGGGUGUGGGUGGGGGGGCUGGGGCCCUGGACGUCAGUGACGCAGCUCACGCAGGAGUUCGACAGAUUUGGUGCCAUUAAGAAGAUAGAGUACGUGAAGGGUGAGAGUCACGCGUACAUUUUGUAUGAGAGUCUUGACGCCGCGCAGGCAGCCGUGAAAGAGAUGAGGGGCGUUCCCCUGGGGGGGCCCGACAAGAGGCUCCGGACAGACUUUGCCGAGGUGAACCCCCCGCCCGGGGCCUUCCCCCCGGGCUACAAGAAGGAGUUCGACGGGGAGUACCGUGACGAGUGGGGAGGGGGGCGGGGCAGUGGAUACGAAGACUACGUGGGUGACUAUGCCGGCUAUGGUAGGGGGCGCGGCAGGGGGCGUGGCUGGCACGAGAGGGGGCGUGGCGGCCACAGGGGGGGAUACCACGGGGAUUACCAGAGACCAGACUACCGUGACUAUGACGGGACGCCAGAAGGUGGGGAGCACCCGGCCAGGAGCCCAGAUCCUGGCGACGGGAGCAACGACAACGGCCUCACAAGCGCCCGCACUCUUGCGGACGUUGCACGGGCAACCCCCACCUCUUGGCAGGGCUCGCUGAUCCUGAAGAAUUCCUCCUUUGGGACGAAGAUGCACCUCAUAGAGGGAGACACGGAGGUGGCAGAGAUGAUGCAGGACGAGGAGGGCCGGCCGCUCCUGAGAAUCACCCAGCGCCUGCGCCUGGACCAGUCACGCCUCGACGACGUGAGCAGGAGAAUCAGCGCGCCCUCAACGGCAACAAUCCUCCUUUCCCUGCCCAGCACGACGGCGCCCCAGGCCCCGGAGGAGGCGGCCGUGCAGACGAGGCCGCUGCGCAACCUGGUGGCCUACCUGAAGCAGAAGGAGGCGGCGGGCGUGAUCACCCUCAACUCCACCAGCAAGGAGGGCAACACGCAGGGGGUGCUGUACGCCUUCCCCCCCUGCGCCUUCUCCCUGGACCUGCUGCACAGGGUGUCCCCGGGGCUGACCGAGGAGACGACCCGGGACGACCACCUCGUCAUUGUGAUUGUGAGGGGGACUGCCACGUAGGCGGGACGGGAAAAAAAGCGCUAAGUGGGGAAAAAAAAGACUGGAAACUUCCUCGUUGAAUCCGUGCGCUUGAACAAAGACUGCCUUAUAGUCCCUGCUUUUUAAGUGUAGUAAACUUUUCACAUGGAAGCCUAUAUUUUCCAUAAAUCAGUAAUUGAAUAUAAUAAUCUUUACAACUGUAUUGUACAAUUUGUUAAACCAUGUAAAAGAAAACUGUGAAUUUUAAGAAACAGUUUGUGUUGUACAACAAAAAAUUAUGAAUAGCAUUAUGUAUGGUUUUCUUUUUUCUUUUUUUUUAUUAUUAUUCAGAUAUUUUUUCUUUUUACAUUUUAUAAGUGAGUGUCUUAGACUAAUAUCUUCACCUGAAGUGUAAAAAAAAAAGUGUUUUAAAUACAGUGAAGUAACCUGUGUCAGUGUUUGAUUGUGUAUGUGACCCUGUUGACUACAGUGUGGUGAAUAUUCCGUGUGUGGUGGCAGUGAAAUGUGGUGUGGCCUGGAUUCCUCUUCCCUUUUUUUUUUUUUACUCUAGUGCAGUGCUGUGAAGUGGCCCUUUUGUCUCUGUGCUUGGUGAUGGAUAAGCAUUGUGCUUUUUUUGGCUCUUAGAUUCAGUGAUCUUACGUUGAGUUUAGUGCUUUUGCAGUGCCAUAUAAAAUCAGAAAGGAUUUUUCUUUUCUUUUUCUUUUUUUUACACCCAUUUUUAAAGUUUUAUGUUUUUAUUUUUAUCUUUUAUUUAUUUUAUUUCUCUCCCCCUCCCCUCCCUCCACUGGUAAUAGAUUGUGUUCUCAGUAGGAAAAGGUCACCCAUUUUUCCCCUCCUUGGAAGUGUUAAAUCCCCCCCCCCCCCCUUGUUAUAACAAAAAAAAAAAGUGCUGUGAGUGUUAUGAAAGAAGCAUCUCUAGUGAAGUGAAGCCUCCAAAAGUGCAGUGGCAUGAAAAAAAAUAAUAAAAUAAAAUAAAAAGACCUAAGGAAUAGCAGUGAUUAGUGUAACAGUGAUCAGUGCUGUGCUAUAAUUGGGAGGGAGAAGUGGUGGGCUCCUCGUUGGUCUGUUCCUUUUCUCUGUUGUGCUCGCGCCGUUCAUUCGUGUGUCUCUCUCUCUCUCGUCUUGCGGGGGGGGGAGGGGGUGGUGUCCAAAAUGAGGCCAAAACGGUACUUAAAAAAAAAGUUUCAUAAUUCAAUUCUUUCCAACCUAAAUUAAAAAAAAGAAAAGUCAGGGGACCUACACUUAUCUGGGCAUUAAUUUUUUUUUUAAACUCUUGCACCCAAAUUUUCUUUCUUUGAUUUUGCUUUCCAGAAUAACUAACUCCAAACCAAAAAAAAAUAUUAUGUCCAAGAGGGUGUGCUUGCUCAAAUCAGAUCAACUUGGCCGCUGGGUUUCUAGGAGUGUUGCAGAUCUCCGUGUGGUUCAAAGUGCCAGGGAAUAAAAGACUCAAAAGUGCCUAGUGGUGAUUAGAUUUUUUGCAGUGAUUGUGCUUGGCUCAAAUUUUUUUUCCAGUGAUUGAUGUGAAGGAAAUCAGUGCAGUGAGAUUUGCUUUAGUGGAUAUGGAUGCUCGUCAGUGUUUCUUGAAAUUGUGAAUUCCAGUCAGUUACAGUAAAAUUUACAGCAGUGCAGUGCAGUGAUAAUUUUUAAUACUACAAUAGAGUACCAGUAAAAAAUAACAAAAUUUUUAAAGAUCUUCAAGUCAUCACCCCAAAAGUGCAUUAGUGAUCUGGUUCUGGGGAGAUUUAAAUGAAAGAAAAUUAAAAGCAUGGGUUCAUUAAAAAUAAUCUGAAAUGUAGAUAUAGAUGUAUGUAUAUAUAUGCAUAUAUAUAAACAUGUAUACUGUAUAUAUUUACAUGUAUAUAUAAUCUACAUUUAUAAUAUAUAUAAAGUCCAUAAACUACAUAUUUAUGCAUUAUACAUGAAUACAUACUGAUGGAUAAUUACAUAAGCAUACAUCAGCACACACACUGGCAUACAUACACACAAGUACACACACACACGUACACACACACACACAUACUUUAUAUAUAUGUAUAAGAUUGAGUGAAUUAAUAUUAUUUUGAGUGCAACUGUGAAUUGGUAAGGGAAAGGCAAUCUUCAGGGGAAUCAGUGCUUCUAAAUACUAGUGGAUUAAUGCAAAUUCAGAAUGAAAUACAUCAAUAUUAAUAAUAAUAAUAGUAAUAAUAAUAAAAAAAAAAAGUGCAGUGACAAGGGUUGGUGUUCAGAUCCAAAUUGUAACGGGUUAAGUGAUUUGCAUGUGGCCGAAAGUGGACAAGCAGCGGUGUCCUCGGGCAAAGGGACGCGAGUGUUGAUCAAGUGACGUGCUCAGGGAAGUAAGGAAGUGAAGUGGAGGGUAGUAAAGAAUUCAGGAUUGUUGGGAAGUGCAGUUUUUUCCUCUCUUCUCUAAUGUUGUAGUCAUAUCUCAGGGAGAAUAAAUUAGUUAUAGUGAAUUUACAGAUGGGGGUGAAUUCAUAGUGCUGAAAAAUUGGCUCAUUUUCAAUGCAAGGGAGUCAGAAAGUGAAUAAAGUUCCAGUAAAUUCCACCUUGAAACUGUUGGGAAACACUUAGAAGCUCCGUUUGAGUAAAUGAAUUAAUUUUUUCUCUUCGAAAAAGUAAUUCAGUUUGACCUUGCCGUCUUCCAAAGUGAUUUCCCAACAGCUAGUGAAGUGCAGUGCAUAAUUUGGAACACAAGUGUUAGUGCUUCUUUCAUAUAUCUUACUCUAUAGGUGUUGUUUUACUAUGAAAAAAAAAAAAAAAAAAAAAAAUAUUCACCACAUUGGUCAAAAAGUUAACAUACUCUUAAUAAGAAGGGCUUAGUUAAUGUAUAGUGUUUAUCUAAAUAUUAAAUUAAAGAAAAAAAUAAUAAAUGUAGGAUGCAUUGAAAAUUAACCCUUUCUUGAAAAGUGUCGUGCAAUUCAUUAUAUUAAUAAUCAUAUUAUCUUAAGGUGGCCCUUCUGUGAAUAGUGCAGUGCAUUGUACCUCCUUGAGUCAGAAAUUAGUGUUUAAAAAAAAAAAAAAAAAAGGAAAGGGAGGUGUACAAGUUUUAAAGGUGUAAUGUCGAGUGUGAAGUGUGGCUUUGUGGUGAGAUAGUGGUGCCAGUGCAGUGAGACAGUGGUGUUAGUGUAUUGAUAGUGAAGUGAUUGGUGAUAGUGAACAGUGCAGCGAGUGUAGUGAUAGUGCAGUGAAGAUAAGGAAUAUGCAAGUUAUCAGUGCAGUGAACGUGUUUUUGUAAAUCCUGAUAAUAUUACUUUAGUGUUAGAUGUAGUAUCUUAUACCAGCUUUCAUUGAUGAGUAUUUUAGCCCCUAUAGCAAUAUAUACAGAUUAUUAAGACUGCUCAUAGUAUUUAUGAGCUCUUGUUAUAGGUGGACUUUGAACUUCCAAAACUACAAAAAAGUAUUUGUAUGGUUAUAGAGAACAAAUAAAUAAGAAUCUCUA
Molecule: messenger RNA, 5804 nt
Organism: Penaeus indicus
Lineage: Eukaryota; Metazoa; Arthropoda; Malacostraca; Decapoda; Penaeidae
Gene: nito
Product: RNA-binding protein spenito-like
Exons: 1
Coding region: 236-2389 (717 amino acids)
Biological process (GO): regulation of alternative mRNA splicing, via spliceosome
Cellular component (GO): nucleus
Molecular function (GO): mRNA binding
Source: RefSeq, a predicted model, not a curated record